This is a messenger RNA of Saprolegnia parasitica CBS 223.65, 1743 nucleotides long. RefSeq lists its product as hypothetical. Bases 1 to 1671 code for a protein of 556 amino acids. The transcript has 15 exons. Gene Ontology annotation, biological process: activation of GTPase activity; nucleocytoplasmic transport. The record is from RefSeq and is a predicted model, not a curated record. NCBI's taxonomy places the organism in Eukaryota, Oomycota, Saprolegniomycetes, Saprolegniales, Saprolegniaceae. Gene Ontology annotation, cellular component: cytosol; perinuclear region of cytoplasm; nucleus. Gene Ontology annotation, molecular function: small GTPase binding; GTPase activator activity.
AUGUCGCCCGAAGAAAGCGUCGGCAUCACCGCCGACGGAGCCACGUGCUGGAUCCGCCACCUGAGUCAUGCGACGAUUGCUGGGGUCGCCAAGGCCUUUGCGAGCGUGCAGUACCCCACCUUUCACGCGCUCGAGCUGCGCGACUGUGAGCUAGACCAAUAUGCGACCGAGAAGCUAGCAACGACGCUCCUUGCCAUGCCGAUGCUCUCGCUCGUCUCGGUGGCCUUUCUCAAGUGCGUCUUCGCCGAGGGCGUUGUCCCCGUUUUUGCUCGCUGCUUCCGAGACAUUGCGUCGCUUCGCGAGCUGCGCCUCGACGGAUGCCGCGACUUGAGCAUGACGUCGCUCAUGACGCUCACGGGGCUCUGCGACCGCGUCGAGGUGCUCCAUCUCACGUCGUGCAAGCUCCCCCGACAGGCGGGGCUCAUUCUGGGCCAGAGCCUCGCGUCCUGUGGACACCUCGUGAGCCUCGUCCUCAGCCACAACAACCUCGGCGACGGUGGCGUCCGUGCCAUCGCCGACGCAUUUGACCCGCACAAGAAGAGCCACCGCCGAAAGCCUCUCGGCACGCUGGAGCUCUUGGACCUACGCGACAACGGUAUUUCAAACGCCGGCUUUGCGUCUGUCCUUGGUAUCGGCGUCCGCCACCUCAACGUGAGCCACAACAAAAUCACGUCGGUCCACGAGCUCUCGGUGCGCCGGCCGUCGCACCUCUGCUCGCUCGACAUUUCGUACAACCCGAUCACGGCGGCGGGGUUCGAGACCAUGGCCCACGUCAUCUCGUCGUCGAUGACUCGCGUGGGCGAGUCGCUCACGGGCCUCAACAUUGAGAACUGCUGCUUGACAGUGGACGGCCUGCAAGCGCUCAAACAGGCCAUCGAGCACAACCCGCACACGACGCUGAAGGAGCUGCGCCUGGGCGAAGACAACUCGAUCAUGGACGCCAAGACACGCGUCGUCCUCUCCGAACUCCUCGAGUGUAUCGGAAGCGUUCGGCCCGACAUUGAGUGCAUCAUCUCCCCGGCGAUCGUUCCCAAAGUGUCGCCAAAGACGAGUAACGUUAGCAGCAUAACGACGACGGCCUCGGACGAGAAAGACGACGAGGACGUGGCUUUGAGCUCGCCCAUGAGCCGCGCGAGCACUGCAAGUGACGUCGAGGGGAUCGUGCGGCAAACCGUGGCCAGCAUGACAAGCGUUCUUGAGACCAACAUGACGGACUUUAUGGAGCGCCACGAGCAGCGCUGCAUCACGGACGCUGGCCUGCACGACGUGCGCGUCAAGGUCGAAGCCCUCGAACGCCACGUGCCCCGCGUCGACACCCGACUCGACCAGCUCACGGAUCGGAUUGCCGCCAUCAACGCAGAGCUGCCCGCGCUGCGAACACCGCGCCGACCACUGCCUGACCUCGACGCCUCUGCGCUCUGUUUGCUACCGCGGUCGUCGCCGCCCGAUGCGGCGCUGGAGGCAUGGAAAGCCGAGAUGGAGCGAGCCCAGAACGUCCAGUUUCGCCAGUGGCAGGAAUACAUGGAGACGGACCGCGUGGCACUCACCCGACGCGUCCAGGAGCUAGAGUCCAAGGUCGCCGGCCUCGAGCAAGUCAUCAAGGCCGAGCAGCAGGCGAGUUUGUUGGCACUGGAGGCCAUCUCGACUGCAUUCCUGGCGAAAACUGCCUAAUCAACGUGCCGAUGUAGCUCCAUGUCCAUGCUAAUCCAAUCCGGCUACUAUUGCUAGCCUCACGUAUCUCGA